AUGAAGCCAUACGGUCUUUCCCUAGGCAUACUAGGACUCCUCGUGACUUGUUUCACAACAGCCUAUUCAUCUCCCACUCCACUCGAUGGAGAAUCCUACCCUUUAUCCAGAAGUAAUCUGAGUGAAUGUGACUGUUUUAUAGUUUCUGGGGAAGACCCGGGAUACUUUCAGCAAUACAAGCUGUGGGACUUUCGUUCUGUUCCCUUCAACGCUCAUGUCGGUCUGCCGCCAGACGCGGACGACGAAGAUAAGGACGACGAAGAUAAGGACGAAUUCACCGAUGAAGAUGAUGGCAUCGAUGAUGACGGGCAGGAGGACGAUCAAGGCAACGUCGACAACAGUACUCAAGACCACCCUCUUUACCUAUUUCAAACUCCCUUCCACAAAGAUUGGAGCAGCCAGGAAUGGAGCCGCUCUCGCAACACCAUGUCACCGGUGAAUAUGGUCAAUUCCAAGAAAAACCUUUUCUUCACCAGAGCCAAUGGAGAGAAUUCCGAUGCAACCUACCUUGUCAUGCGAGCGACCCGGCAUUCUGACUUUACUUCCGCGGCCGAGAUCGAGACUCGGGUACAGAACAUCUUCCGCUGCUCACUCCGGGUCCGAAUGCGUAUCUUGCCAGUCAAAAUGGACGUGUCGGAGCAUCCCGAUUUAUCAAAAUUGAAUGUCAAGCAAGAGAUCACAUCCAGAUUCAGCAACUUGACGCAAAAAGCCAAUACUACCCUCCAGGAUCCAGAGAGGCCAUCUCCCGGUGCGUGCGUUGGUAUCUUCACAUACGGUGCUAAGAACUGCGAGUCGGAUAUCGAAAUCCUCUCUAGCGACCCAACCAAUCGAGUCCGCUAUGCGAACCAACCCGACUACGAUCCUGGAACCGACCAGAUGAUACCGGGUUCGAGCACAGUUGCCGAAUUGCCUGUCCCGUGGACAUCGUGGGCUACUCAUCGAUUAGACUGGCAGAUUGAUAAGUCACGUUGGUGGGUGAACAACAUACUGCAAGACACAAAAACUUAUCAAGUGCCCAAUCUCCAAAGCAUGUUAAUCCUCAACCUUUGGAGCGAUGGUGGUGAAUGGACUGGAGACAUGAAGAUCGGAGACAAAAUUCACCUCGGAAUCGAGUACAUCGAAUUGGCAUACAACCAGUCCUCUGACGGCAGCGUCAUACUUCCACCCGAUGAAGGACAUGGCGGUCACCAACGACCGCAAGAUCAUCUGUCUGCGAGAGAUGAUCAUCUGAGACAUGACUUAUUCGAGGAAGCCACUGGAAUUAUGACCGGUGUUGUGAAGAAGCGGUGUAGGAAGGGUAAAAGGGGUCGCAGGUGCAGAAAGAAUGAUAAGGAUAGUGAUCGAAAGGGGGGAAAUGGUCGAAAUGACUGGGAAAAGAAUAAGAACGGUGCAGAGCCGAAGAUCUGCCGUCGUGUUUGUAAUGUUGACGACCACCAUUUUGCCGAUGCGUGA
This is a messenger RNA of Penicillium taxi, 1452 nucleotides long. RefSeq names its product glycoside hydrolase family 16 protein. The record is from RefSeq and is a predicted model, not a curated record. Bases 1 to 1452 code for a protein of 483 amino acids. The transcript has a single exon. NCBI's taxonomy places the organism in Eukaryota, Fungi, Ascomycota, Eurotiomycetes, Eurotiales, Aspergillaceae.